Rotaria sp. Silwood1 is the source of this 561-nucleotide messenger RNA. NCBI's taxonomy places the organism in Eukaryota, Metazoa, Rotifera, Eurotatoria, Philodinida, Philodinidae. The record is from the annotation of a GenBank genome assembly.
AUGUUCGAUGCAAAAAGUGGUCUAUUGCGUCAAUCGAUUCAUGACAGAUUCACUUAUCCUAUUCGCAUUAGUACUAUCAAUGAUGAACAAGAACAAGCAAAAUUAUUACAUGAAGAAAUGUGGACACCAUUCGAUACAGAACAUGAUGGUGUAUUUCGAUGUCAUUUGAUUCAAUAUGAUCAUAAUCAUCAGAAAGAUAGAUUGUCGAAUGGUGAUUUAGUCGUAUUCUAUUUCCAUCAUGGAUCAUUCGAUGGACGAGCCAUCGAUCUAUUUUUGGGCGAGCUUAAAGUCGCCUAUUCAGGUGGCGAACUACAGUCACCAUGUCUUCAAUACAUUGAUUAUUCUUUUCAUGAACGAAAACUAGCAAUGACAGAAGCACGUAACUAUUGGAGUGAACUUUUACAAGAUUAUGGUUGGGAUCGACAAUUAAAUUUGGGUGGAACUAAAAAGCCGAUGUCUGCCCGUCGUACUAGUCGAGGAUUUUCUAGCAGAUAUGGAAUUUUUCCAGCAGAUAUGGUUAAAAAAGCAGGAGAAAUGCUUCAUCCAUUCCUCUAUUUAUAA